Messenger RNA from Anastrepha obliqua, 1365 nucleotides. RefSeq lists its product as uncharacterized. NCBI's taxonomy places the organism in Eukaryota, Metazoa, Arthropoda, Insecta, Diptera, Tephritidae. Bases 52 to 1341 code for a protein of 429 amino acids. The record is from RefSeq and is a predicted model, not a curated record. The transcript is spliced from 4 exons.
AUUUAGUUUACUUAAAUUACUCCAUCACCGCGAACGCAGGCAAAUUGAAUUAUGAGUGAAAUAACCGCAAACUCAAAUGCAUCCGAGUACGACAAAGAUGAACUGGUGCCGCCGAAAUGGCUGGACAAAGCCUUCUUUGAGCGGGUCUUGCAGCCGCAAAAAAGUAGUGAAAAUGUGAAAGUACCAAAUAUUACAAUUCAGCCUGCUACCAAAAAGGGCGAACACUUUGCAAGUGUAAUGUACCGAGUGCAAGUGACGUUUACUUUAUCACGCGACUGUGAAACAAUGCAGCGGCAGCAAAACAAAUCACUGAUUGUAAAAACUUUACCUGAGCUGCAAGGCGUGAAACAGCGUUUGCUGCAGGACUCAAAGCUCUUCGAAACCGAAAUAGGUAUUUACACUGAAGUGGUGCCAAAACUAGAAGAGACGCUGCUGUUGGCUGGCGAGGAGGUACAAUUUGGCGCCAACUGCCUAUACAAUGCGCUGACACCCGUCAAAGUAUUGGUUUUCGAAGAUUUAACACAGCUGGGCUACGAAAUCGUGCGCAAGCGCUCACUGACGCUAACUGAAAUUAGAGCCGCCUAUCGCAAAUUAGCAAAAUGGCAUGCGGCAAGCUAUAAGCUGGCGAAGGAACACACCUCGGUCUUCGAAAAAUAUCGUCACAGUUUUAUGACUAUUCCCUAUAUUGUGAAUAGCUCCUUCAUAACCAGCGGCAUAGAAAACUUCAUCGGUAUGCUCGACUCCGUGCCUUCUCUGGUGGCGUACAAACCAUACUUCCAGCAACUGCAACCUGAUUGGGCUGUCAAAUGUCGCGCUACGUAUACGGAAUAUUUUCUGAAUCCGCAGCAACAAACCUACUACGGCAUUUGCCAUGGCGAUUUUCUUGCCAAUAAUUUAAUGUUCAAGCAUAAUUCUGUAAGCGGCGAGUUGGCGGAUGUGCUGCUCGUGGACUAUCAGCUCACCUACAUGGGUCCACUGGUCAACGAUCUCUUGUAUGCCUUCGUCAUGCUCUAUACCGCUGAGCAGCGUGCCAAACAUCACGAAGCACUCUUGGAGUAUUAUUAUAGCAAUUUUGUGGAGGCUUUAGAGAAAUUGGGCUGUAAAGCAGGAUUUGUGAAUUUUGAAAUAUUUCAAGAGCAGCUGAAACGCCAGAAAAUUUUAGCACUCUUCCUACUACUCAGUUUCCUGCCCAUACGAUAUGCGCUGAGCGCCGGCCUGGUAGACCGAGAUCACAUGAUGGCCACCGACGAGGAGCGUCGCCCACUUUACUACGAUAAAAAUUACAUCGCUGAGUUGCACAAUCUCUUGCCAAUGUAUUUGCGUUUGGGUUAUUUACAAUAAAAACGAAAAAACCUUUUUAACAAU